AUGGUUUUGGAAGACCAUCCAGCGGUUCCUUCUUUGGAAGCGGCUACGGCGGCUAUGACCGCCGUCGUUAUUGAGAGAAUGACGGCGCGGAGUGCCGAUAUCAUUGAGGGCAAGCGUAUGCGAGGUCAUGACCCAAUGCUGGUUAGUCGAGCAGUGGCGCCACUGUGUGUGUGGCUAAGUUUCAUCUGA
Cooperia oncophora is the source of this 189-nucleotide messenger RNA. The record is from the annotation of a GenBank genome assembly. Lineage: Eukaryota; Metazoa; Nematoda; Chromadorea; Rhabditida; Trichostrongylidae.